Engraulis encrasicolus (European anchovy) is the source of this 3451-nucleotide messenger RNA. Its product is annotated as sterile alpha motif domain-containing protein 9-like. Gene Ontology annotation, cellular component: cytoplasm. NCBI's taxonomy places the organism in Eukaryota, Metazoa, Chordata, Actinopteri, Clupeiformes, Engraulidae. The transcript has 2 exons. The coding region runs from base 372 to 3047 and encodes 891 amino acids. Gene Ontology annotation, molecular function: protein binding. The record is from RefSeq and is a predicted model, not a curated record.
AAUUGAGCUUUUGCAAGAUAUUGAAAUAUAAUGCUGUUGUCAGUGAUGUCAUCAUGAUGAGAAGCGAGUGGAGGAGGCAAGUGGAGGAGGCAAGGUCCCAUAUUAAGAUGCACUCAAAGUCGCAUAUUGCAGCGCACUCAUUGAAUGCACUGGUGUGCUUUUUUUAAGGCCGGUCUCCACCAGCAGCAGAUCAGCUUGCCCAAUUAGCAGCAGCACCUGAAAGCCAAACAGAGCAGGAGAGAAGCAGAGACAGAAAGAGAGACACCUAGUGUCCCAAAGGAACUCUACACUGACAACAGGCACCCUCGGGCCGUGACGACGUAAACAAACCAUGCACCCAUUAGAAUGGCCCGAAUCUCUGAAAGGGAUGAAUGAAAGGGAUGAGCUGUGUCCUGAGCGACAUCAGACUUUGUGACGAUUCUGAAACUCAACAACUGUAUCAAAGUAAAAUCUUACAUCAAGGACAGAAAUUGUACACAGUUCAUUCUAGAGGAGAACUAAUAACUAAGAACACAGAAAUGUCAUCUAAUUCAACCCUAAAUAUCAUUGAAUCGGAUCAGUUUGAGGAUGUAGUGUUUGACAAAGAGGAUGCACUUCUCAUCCAAGCCAACUUCUACAAGGGCGCUCCUCCCCAGUGGGUGAAUUUCCACUUAUCAGAGAAGGAUAAUCUGCCAUUUGUGAAAAGACAUGGCUAUGAAGAUGUCAGAGCCCUCAUAGAGAAAAGCAACACAAACAGAAGAAUUGUGUCCAUGGUUAAUCUAUUCCAUAAGCCAGGCAGUGGAGGCUCUACAUUGGCAAUGCAGGUUCUAUGGGAUCUAAGGAAAGAGUUUCGGUGUGCAAAGCUGAAGGAUGCGAUGACUGAACGAAAUGCCAUUGUCAAAGACGUCAUGAAAUUGACAGAGCAAAAGACAGGACAGAAAAGAAGAAAGCCUGUGCUUCUGCUACUUGACAACGUUGACGUGCACAGAGACAACCUAGCAAAACAUCUAAAAAGGAGACUUAUUGAUGAGCUGAAUUACAACAGGUGCACCGUUCCUGUUAUAAUCCUGAACUGUGUCCGAAAAACUACACUGGCAGAGGAGAACCGUGGUAAUACAGUCACCUUGCAUGCAAACCUUCAAGUGCACAACGGCAUGGAGGAGAGGAAAAACUUCCAAGAACAUCAGAGGGAUAUUACCAACCAUUAUAAAGAACUUCAGCCAGAAACGUUACAUGGUCUUAACAUCAUUACCGGUGAUUUUGAUCAAGAAUACAUUGCGGAUACAUGCAAAGCCAUUGUCCCUCCGAAAAUAAAGCACAGACCACGAAUAGACCAGCUCUUUGCGAUUCUUACAUUGAUCAGCAAGUUUGCCCCUGGCUCUUACCUUCUGCUUGAUCAGUGCAUUGAGUUUCUGCGAUUGAGUCCCAGUGACAGAGCGUUGCCUUUCGACCAGCAGAUGGGAAAAUUCUCCAAAUUCGUAGUUCGAUACCGCUGCUUUGAGAAAGGUGUGGAAUAUGUAUGCAUCGCCCAUCCACACAUUGCCACUAAAUGUGUUGCAAUAUUUACAGACUAUGAGGUACGAAUGAGUGCAGUGACCUCUCUGUUUCUGGAGUACUUCUGCACAGAGGCCGAGUCACAUCACCUGAUGCAAAUGGCAAAAACAAUGCUCACCAUGCGAGAAACUGAUGCAAAAAGUGAGGAGAAAAAUAAAUUUCCCAAACUAAUUCAACACAUCAUCGACAAGGAGGGACACCAUAUGAGUACAGCGCUGCUGAGCAUGGCCUGUGGGGUCUUCCGGGAACGGCCAAUCUUUCCCCAAGCUCUAGCACGUUGUUAUUACCUCACAGUCAACAAACGAGAGCCAAUAAAAGACGGUGACUACAAAAAAGCUGAAUAUUUUGCUAGAGAAGCCAUCAGAAGACACCCCGAUAACUCAUUCAUAAUGAACACCCUGGGACAAGUUCAUAAACACCACUUGAUUCAUUUUGUGAGAGGACAGACGUACACCCACUCUGAUGUGUUGCGCUUAGGUCGCCUGGCUCUCGAUGCUUUUCAAGAGGAAGAAAAAGCUGCUGAGAUGGAGGAGACAGACGAAAAAGUGAGGGAUGAAACGGCAAACAUUGCACCCACCUUCAACAGCUGGGGGAAGUUGGCAUACCUGCAGGUAGCCUUGCAGAUUUUCGAGAGCCUUGUGAAGAUCAAUAGCGAUUGGAGAGACAUUCUGACUUGUUCCAAAGAGAUUUCAAAAUCAUUGGACCUACAACUCAACCGUAAAAACCGUCGUCUCAUCAGGAACCUUCAGGGUGACGUUCAAAAAAGGUUUGACUUCUUUGAAAAAUAUCUUACCUACUCCCAAGGUGACCCUGGGAGGGAAGACCCAGCUUACAUCAGAGAAUGUGCAAACAGGUGCUUCAGAAAUUAUGUGGGAGCAACACCAAAGGCUUUGAAUAUGACGUUUGAGGAUGCAGGUAAAGCAGGAACAGCUGACCCUGAGGAAGAUGGAAUUACAACGAUGGCUGAUCUACAGGAGUUCCUUGAAAGGCAUUCUUCUAAACAAAGUCCCGAGUUCUACCACCUGGGCUUGCUUCAGACCAUUGGUGACCCAGAGCUCUGUGACAUCGUGCUGAAGAUGGAAAAGGCCUACGAGAACAUGUACGAGAAGUACUUCCGCACUCGCCACCUGGUACCACUCUACAUGAAGUCCACGAGUGGCUGGCAAACGUUGAGUGAGCUAUCUCUUAAGCCCUGGGAGGUCGAAAAAGGAGCCCAGAAUGAACCAAAUGCAGUAGAGGAGGGAGCCAUGCCUGACCAGAGGGAUGUAUGUGAAAGGCUGGGAAAACUGGAGCGUAUCCAGGGAGCUGUGGAGAGGCCUAAAGUCUUUGCAUUUCUUAACAACAACAAAAUUGCUGUGCAGCUUUACAAUAAGGAAAUGUUCUGCAAAGAUGGUCCUAUUUCCUUCUACCUAGGAUUUACCAUCAGAGGUCCAGUGGCCUUCAAUGCAAGAAAAAUAUCAGCUCUCAUGCGUCAAACAUCAAUUGCUUCUGAAGCCUCAUACGGGUCAAGUUGAUAUUUUAGAUCAUUGAUCAUUUUAGAUCUAAUUUUGUAUUACCUCAACUGAUCUGACGGCAAAAGUGAGGUAUAUUUUACCAACAUUGUUUUUCAUUGUCUUUAUAUAGCCUACAUGUGCUAACUAUAGCGAGGCAAAGUGGUUCUCUGUGAAAUACAUAAGUUUACAUGCUCUGUAAAUCGUGCAAAUCUGUGUGACACUAAUGUGAUAUUGACUUAAAGACACUCCAAAAACACAACCAUUAUGAAGUUGUUUCACACAACAUUAUUUUGCAAAAGGUGUUAUUCUGUGUGCUUUCUUUAUUUUUGCUCUUUCUCCCUUUUUUAUUUUUUUUCUUUCUUUCUUUUUUACUAGGUGUUGAUGGUAUUUGUAAUAGGGGUAGGCCUAAGCCUGGAUUACACUUA